AUGGAUUAAUCUUAAGCUUAACAUAUUUGGAAGAUGUUAGAUGAUAUGGCUACAUCUGAUCCAUAGGCUUAUAAAUAAUUUGUUGAAAAAAACAUUAAAGAAGGAAUGCAAGAAAUGAAAAUUGAAAAACAAUAAAAAAUAGAAGAAUUAUCUAUUAUACCAUAAUUUGCUUAUUCUAUGAAAAUAUGGGGUAAUCUACUUAAAUAAUCAAUCAAUGAAUUAGAAAGCAAACUAUUAUUAAAAUAAAAUGAACUUAAAUAAGAAAAUUUUCAAUUUGAUAAAUUAGAAAAAAGAAUUAAAUUUUAUAUUAAUCUUUUACAUCAUGAAAGAGUAUUAGGAGCAUUUGAUAAAAAUGAUAAUCCAACAGAUAAUCCAUCAUAAUAUAAUUUAAUACCUCUUUCUAUUUCUGAUGUAUAAAUUGGUAAAUCAACUUCAUUUAAUACAAAUGUUUAUUAUUAUGAUAUUGUUAUUAAUACAGAUGUUUUUAAGAAAGUAUUUAUAUAUAUUAAAUAUUAUAUUAGAUAAAUCGAUAAAUUUUAUAAUCAAUAAUUAUUGAUACAUUAUAAAAAAGAAUAGAAUUAGAUAAAAAUCCUAUUAAAUUUGUAUACUUUAAAGCAUUCUAUAAAUUUGAAAUUCCCUCUCUUAAAAUUAUUAAUAAAUAAUAUAAAUAUUGUGGAUCUAAAAAACAACUUAAAAUACUUUUAGAGCCUUAAGCAGAUAAAGAAGGAAGAAGAACUCCUUAAGUUUAAAAUCCAAUUGAAAAUAUAUAAUAAAAUCUAAGUUUCACUAGAUAAAAUGAUUCAUUUAAUGAUUUAAUAAUAAAUAAUCAAAAUUAAAAUUAGAAAAAAGUACCUAACAAAGUUUUAAUUGAAGAAAUUGAUACUAAAAAUGAUAUAGAAAAAUAUACAAUUGUUCAUGAAAAAGAUAAAAUAAUAAUAACUAUAAAUGUUAAUGUAGAAAGUUUUUAAGAUAUUGAUCUUAAUAUUUCAAGUUAAGGAUUGAAAUUAACAACUGUUAUGGAUGAAAAGAUAGAAUUAGAUUUUGGAUGUUAAGUAGAUAAUGAACAUCCUUCAGCUAAAUGGAAUAAAAAAUAGAAAUAAUUGAAAAUAGUUGUAAAUAAAUUAUUAUGA
Molecule: messenger RNA, 1130 nt
Organism: Paramecium primaurelia
Lineage: Eukaryota; Ciliophora; Oligohymenophorea; Peniculida; Parameciidae
Source: the annotation of a GenBank genome assembly